GUGCCGCGGGAGCAGCUGUACACUCAAAGCAACAGGAAAACAAACGAGCCUACAAGCCGAACUUCCCUCUCAGAAGAUGAGUGUUCUGUGUAGUUGGUAAUAUUCCCCUGUGCUGAUGGAGUUGACGUAAUCAUGUCUCACCGACUGACCAAGGAGGAGCUGGAUGAACAGUUUGAGCUGUUCUUGAAGGAGUCUGUUUCAGAUGACUCGUUGGAAUUGGGUGGCACUUCCAAGCAGCCGAGUGUUCUGGAUAGCCUGGGUAGAAGCAGGCAGAAGCCAGUCCAGAAACCAGCUGUCAGCACUGUGCAAUGGUGGCAAGAUGAUGAUGACAGCGAAGGAGGACCAGGGAGAGUCAUCUGUGUGGAGUCCUCUCUUAAGCCAGUCCCCAAGCCGCGCAGCAAAGCUCUGGAUAUGCUUGUUGAAUUGGAAAAGACCCACAAAGCCAAAUUGGAGGCAAGACAUGGCAGUCCAGUUGAUGACUCUGAUAGUCAGAGGAGCCCGACACGUGAAAAUCCCCAGAGUGCAUCAGGAGAGAGGAGUUCUGAUGAGACAAGCUCUAAUGAUAGUUCACCGGCCUGCUCUGACAGUGAUUCCCAGGGCAGCAGUGAAAAUGGACUGCUGGGAUGCGGGAAGACUUUCAGGAAGUCUUUGAAGAAGCCCCAGCCAAUACAAGAGGAGGAUGAGGAGGAACCUGGAAACAAGGGCUUAAGUGAGGAAGAAGAAAGGUUAAAAGCAGCCCACCAGGUGGCACCAGUGCCAACUGUGAACACGGAGACUAUGGGUUUGGACACUCUGGAGGAGGAAGAGGAGAAGGCCAAGUUCUUUGCACAGCUGGAGGCAGGGGCUUCAUCCACUGUAGAUUACUCCAAGUUAAACAGAGAGCUGGACUCUACAAGUUCCACCAUAGGCACCACCCUCAGGAAAGCCAGUGAUGCAGUAGAGCAAAGUGAAGAUGAUCAAAGGGAAGGCAGAGACUUGGAGACUGACAGAAAUUCUCCAGCUUUUGUUGCAGGUUCUUCACAGUACAGUGAGGAUUUUGAAGAUGAGGGAAGUGCAAACGAGCCACUGGAGGAGAAACCAAAAGGAUCUCCUAUGCUUGCGAAAGUUUCUCUCCAUGAUUCAUUGGACUCCAUUGGUGGAGAAGAUAGAAAGAAGGAUCCAGCAAGAUCAUUGGACAAAGGCCAGUCCUAUGUGCAGAGUGGAGGCAGUGAGGUGGAGGCCCUUCAUGAAGCCUACAGACAGAUCAGCCAUGCAGUGGAUGGGUCAGAUGACCACAACCGCCAUCUUCCAUCACUGGAGAGGAGAGGGAGGAGUGGCAGGACUGUAUCUCCUUCCUCCCCCCCUCAGCAUGCCAAGCACACACUCCAGCCAGCUUCUACCACUGACUCAGAGCUACCCACUGCAGAGGAGCUGAUGAGGCCCAUCAGACCAGAGGAUGACUACAUCAGAGGCUUCACCCUUCAGCCCAUCAGUGGUAAACUUGACCCAGUCAAGAUAUCUGGGUCUUUGGAGCAGAAUUUCCCAGAGUCAAAACCUAAGCCAGCACAGAAGGUUGAUUCUGCCACAGAAAUGAAGGGGUCCAGGAGGUUGACUAGCCCUCCAUCAUGCUCUCCUGACUUGACCCACAUGGACCGCACAUGGAGCAUCAGAGAGGAAGUUGAGCGGCUGAUGCAAGAUCAAGACAAACCUUUUACCAUUCCAUCUAUUCAGGCUAGCAAAGCUAAAAAACAGUGGGCCCACCGUGGAUCCACUAUGAGGUGCCCCUCUACUUCUUCAGCGAAGAGGCACACUGUGGCUCCUGUGAAAGGUAGAAGACUGGAGGCUAGAUCAGCAGUGGCCUCCAGGUUGUCAGGACCGGAUAGACCUGCUGCUGCAGCCCCCAAACCUACAAAGAGCCGAGAGGCAGAUCUGCAGGUGAGCAGUGAACUGAUAGCAUCAGUCCAGUCUUUUGCUGCCUUCCUCCAGCACCAGAUUGACACCAGCAGUCACCAGGAAACCACAGCCGCCCAGAAUGAGAAAUGCCAUCAUGAAACCAGACAUACACAACAACCCACUAAGAGAAUUAUGGAGGAGGAGAGCUCUCUGCUCAGUGCCCUGAGAGUCCAGCUGGCCCAGCAGGAGAAGGAGCUGCAGCUAAUGCAGCAGCACAAAGAGGAGCUCAGCUCACUCAAACAGCAAAACUACGUGCUGCAGAGCAAGCUGCGGAGUGCAGAGGAGGCCAGCCAGAAGAGGAGAUGGGCCAAGGCCACAGACCCUGUAACCGAAGAAAAACUCAAACAGAUUGAUAAAGAAAUGCAGGAACAGGAGACCCUUAUAAAGGGUUACCAGCAGGAGAAUGAGAAGCUGUAUGUGCAGAUGAAGUCUCAGCAGGUCAAGAGUAAAGCCAAUGAGGAAGCAAUGUUUACUGAAAACCAAAGACUGCUAAAUGAGCUGGCCUCAAUGAGGGAGCAGUGGAACAAGACCUCAAGGACUAUGGGAAAUGUCUGCCCUAUGGAUCACACUCAGCGCAUUACAGAGUUGUUGGCUCAAAUGAAUACACUACAGAGGAACGAGGCCAAGCUGUUGGAGGAAACUCACAGACUGAAGCAAGAAAAGCAGGCCCUUCAGGUCGACCUCCAGCUGAUGAAGCAAGAGAGAGACCUGGCUAAAGCCCAGGCUGUCUCUGCCUCAGAAAAUAAGAGCUAUGAGAUGCAUGUUCAAGAGGACAGGCACAAGGAGGAGGUUGCUGCCCUGAAGAAGAAGCUCCACUGGUUCGCUGAGAACCAGGACCUGCUGGACAGAGACGCUUCCAGGCUGAAGGCCGCCACCGCUGAGACACAGCAGCUCAAAGAACAGGUAGAGAAACUUAAAAUGGAUGUGGGGAAAAGAGACAGUCGUCAACAGAGCAAGACCAUGGAGAGAGCUGGAGAUGCCAGGAAGAUACAGGAUCUAGAGCAAAAGGUAAAAGAGCUCCAACAGAUAUUAAGACAGAGAAACCCCAACUCCCUGCCUGCUCUAAUCUAUGCUGCAGUCGCGGCUGGUGAAGCAGAGGGUCAGGACACUGCCAAGACCUCCCCACCCAGUCGGGUCACUGCCCUGUUAGAGCGCAGGAUUCAGCGUCUAGAGGCUGAACUGGAAAGUCAUGAUGAGGAGGCCAAGCGCAGUCUGAGGGCCAUGGAGCAACAGUUCCAGAGGAUCAAGCUCCGAUAUGAGCAGCAGAUCUCAGAGCUGGAACAACAGCUUGUGCUGAAGCAGCAGCUGGAGGCAGGCAGCUCUGCAUCUCACUCUGAGCCACGCGAGCUCCAGGUGCAAACCCUUAAGGAGGAACUGCAGCAGGUGAAGGAAACCCAUCAAAACAGAGAAAAGUCCCUCGAGGACCAGAUCCAAUCUCUCCAGCAACAACUCAACCAAAAGGCCCAGCCCAGUCCAUCCCGACACCAGCGUCAGGCCGAGACAGCUUUGGGUGUCCGGUUAGACCGGUUAAACCAGGAGCUCGCCACCAAGACACGAACCAUCCAGGAGCUGAGCCGCACCGUGGACAGACUGCAGAAGGAAAGGAAGUACAUGCUGUCUGUUCCUAGCCCACGACAGGAAGCCCGUUCUGGAGACACCAAAAGGCACCCAGCCCCAUCCAAGGCACCUCUGUCUACCGAUCCAGGGGACAGUGCAGGGGGGGAGACAUUUCCAGCCAUGCAGUGUGAGAAAGCCUACCAGCCCACUGCCUUCACAGGGAGCCAUAUCACUGAGGUGCUUCAGGAAAAUGAGGCACUAAGGCAGCGCCUGGAGCUCUUGGAGCUGCAGAAGGAGCAGGAGAAGGAAUCAUUAAAAGCCUCUGCUAAACAGGCUCAGGAUGAGCUACGCAGGCUAAAGGAGCAGUCUGCAGAGCAGCUGGCCUCUUUGACGGCUGAACACCUUAGGGAGCUAGACCGCCUGCGGGCCAACCACGCCCUGGAGCACUCCACCUCUAAGGUGGCUGAACUUACUAAUACAGUCAACACUCAGGAGAUCAUGGUGAAGCAUUUGCGAGACCAGGUAAAGGAGUUGCAGGGAGCCAAAGAUGCACUAGCAAUAUCCAAAAUUCGAGAGGACACUCUACAAAAUCAGGUGACCAAGCUUUUGGAGGAGUUAAAACAAGCUAAAGAAGCCCACAGCCCCGAGCUGAAACACUUCUGUAGCCUGGAGAAGAAGAUCCUAAAUAUGGAGCUUAGACACCAACAGAGAGAGAAAGAGCUGCAACAGGCAAUCUGUGGGUCACUGCAGGUGGCGGAGGCUGUUCAGCAGUCGGAACAGGAUGGCUGGAAGCGUCUGGCCCAGGAGAAGAGCAGGGAGCUGGAGACUUUCCGCCUGGAACUGGACUCCAUUCUAGAUGUCCUUCGUCAGCUCCACAGACAAGGCGUGAUCCUCCCCACUCCUGACCCUCUCACCUGGAAGAGUUGAUGCACCACUACAGGUGGACCAAUAUGGGGAUUUGAAAGUUAUUUAUUAUACAUCUGAACUGGAGCAACAACUAGAUAAUACUGUUUACCAUAUUCAGUAAAAAUAUGCCCAUUUUCAUGCCAGAAAUGACAAGAAAAUAAAUAUUUUCAAAAUAAUAAAAUAAAGUUGAUAAUAAACACUUCAUAUUGAUCAGUUCAUACUGAACAGUUCUAAGAUAAGUAUGAUAUUGUAGAACCAUCAUAUCUGAAUGGACCAGAUCCCUUUUUUUUUUUUUUUUUUUUUUAAUAAAAGGACAAUAUAAGUCAGUAUAUCAGCAGACAGAUAUAUUGCUCUAACCCAAGUGCUCACUGAUAGGUACACGUAAACACACAAACAACAAUAAAAUCACCACAGUAUGGUGUGUUUACUCAAAAUUCACUUCUUCCAGUCAUGUCUUCUUCAAGAAUUCUGUGGAAAAUCUAACAAGCAAGUAUUAAUGUUUCUGGUGUGUUUCUGAUU
Molecule: messenger RNA, 4914 nt
Organism: Myripristis murdjan (pinecone soldierfish)
Lineage: Eukaryota; Metazoa; Chordata; Actinopteri; Holocentriformes; Holocentridae
Gene: cep162
Product: centrosomal protein 162
Exons: 30
Coding region: 133-4416 (1427 amino acids)
Biological process (GO): cilium assembly
Cellular component (GO): centriole; axonemal microtubule; centriolar satellite
Source: RefSeq, a predicted model, not a curated record